This is a messenger RNA of Nicotiana tabacum (common tobacco), 641 nucleotides long. Lineage: Eukaryota; Viridiplantae; Streptophyta; Magnoliopsida; Solanales; Solanaceae. The record is from RefSeq and is a predicted model, not a curated record.
CUGUACUCGGCUAUCAUGAUGUUGGUAUAAUAGAGUUGGGUUUUCAAGAGACUAAUAUCAGUUAUGCAUAUUGGUUUUGAUGUUGGAUUGGUUUACUAUGGGAUGCCACUAGGAGUUGGAAAUUUACCUUUUAAUCUAUAUUUUAGUGUCACAUUGAAUGCAUUAUCAGAAUUGCCAGCUUCUAUGGUAGCAUUCUUUCUUAUUGGCAAACUAACAAGAAAAAAAUCAUUUUUGGGAUUUGCUAUAUUAAGUGGAAUUUGCAGCAUAGGUUGUGCAAUAGUUAAAGAUGAUUCUUUUAAAGAAUUACAAAUGGGGUUUGAAUUGGUUUCUUUUGUCAGUGCAUGUACAUCUUUUGAUGUACUAUUGAUUUACUCUGUGGAAUUAUUUCCAACUUGUGUGAGGAAUUCAGGAGUGUCAAUAGUGAGACAAGCAUUGGUUCUCGGGGGUGCAUUUAAUCCUAUUUUGGUUGCUUUUGGGAGAAAUAAUAGAUGGUUUUCUUAUGGAGUUUUUGGAAUGAGUAUUGGAAUUUGUGGGUUAUUUGUGCUGUGUUUACCAGAAACUAAAGGCAGAACAUUGAGUGAUACUAUGGAUGCAGUGGAGUACAAGGAAAGAAUAUUUGUUUGCUAAUGAUUAUUGUAGCA